GUGUGUUUUACUCGUCACAAAGCAACUGAUAUCAACAGGAAUACGUUUAAAACUGCCUAUUACCUUUGAGUGUUCAAUUGUCUGCAUUUAUUAGUCCAUUUUUAUUGAGUUGUCAGAUUCUUUUUCACGUGCUACAGCUGCAGUUCAAGGCAUCAUCUACCUGCUGAAGAAGACACACUCUUUAACAGAGUCAGAAGUCCGAACGACAACGAGAUAAUCCAAAAGCGUAUAUAUGCAUACCGCUUACAUAAUGCCCCAGGUCGAGGCACCACUGAGCCCCUUUGCCCUUAAUAAUAAAAGUAUGAAUGCAAAUCAUGAGGUCAAGAUUAAUCAAACCGAGCCAGAUCCAGAUGCCAUUAAGAUGUUUGUUGGUCAGAUUCCGCGACAUUACGAGGAGGAAGAUUUACGAACAUAUUUCAGCAAGUAUGGGUCCGUGUACAACGUAACUGUUCUGCGUGAUAAACAAACCGGGAAAAGUAAAGGGUGCUGUUUUGUAACUUUUUAUAAACGCCAACAUGCACUGGAUGCACAGAAUGAUCUACACAACUUGAAACCUAUGCCAGGGAUGACACAUCCUAUACAGAUGAAGCCUGCUGACAGUGAAAAAAGAAAUGUUGAGGAGCGUAAACUAUUUGUUGGUAUGGUUGCCAAAAAGUGUGGUGAGAAUGAUAUCCGGAUGUUGUUUUCUCCAUUCGGUGCUAUUGAAGAAUGUACGAUACUUAGAGAAAAUGAACAGAGUAAAGGUUGUGCUUUUGUAACGUUCGCUAAUAAACAGAGUGCGCAAAAUGCCAUUAAAGCAAUGCAUCAUUCACAGACAAUGGACGGUUGCCGGUCACCAAUAGUUGUAAAAAUAGCCGACACACAGAAGGACAAAGAAUUACGAAAACUUCAUCAAAUCAAUAAUAAUCUCCUUAGUGCAGCAUCAAAUCUGCCAACAUUGGCUGCUUUAUGUCCACAAUAUUUAAAUUUACUUCAACAACAGUCAUCACAGACAUCAGGAAGUUUAACAGGACUGAACAGUUUAUGUUCACAAGAUGCCAUGCAGCUACAGCCAGGUUUAAAUUCUUUGACUUUACAGCAGUUAUUAGCGGCUGCUGCGGCCUCCGCGUCGACAGGAAAUAAUCCAGCAUUCCAGAUGUAUAGCCAAGAAAUUGACCCACAAAUGAACAUGAAGAAAUACCUGCCCCCGGUCUAUCCCUUGUUUGACGAGACUAGACCAGAAAGCAUGGUACUUGUCCAUGAAGGCCAGCCACUCUUGGCGAAUCAUCCCCUCGCUGGCAUCAAUCUGACCAACCUGUUAAAUAACACCAGCCCCAGUACUACCCCCAGAGCAAGUGUAACUCCAGUCUCAAGUGGACUCUCUUCCCCACAGCCAUCCGACUAUGUGCAUGCAUGUGAUCUCAACAAUCUUCAGAACCUUCAGCACCUACAGGGUCUAGCAGUCUUAGCAAACCUUGCCAAUAAUCCAGCAGCCCUCCAGGCUAUGAGCGUGCAGAACCUCCAACUACUCAAUCAGCUUGCUGCGUCCGGUGCAGCCAGUCCAAAUGCGUCAGGGUUAGCAGGAUUAACUACUACAGCCUCAUUAUUAGGAAAAUCAGGAGCUUUUGGUGAGCAUAGUGAAACUGGAAAAUUACAAAAUCUCAGUGGUUCAGGCUCCCUUGCUGCCACAAAUACCACAAGUUCACUGACUGGUGCUGCAGGGAUGAAUGGUUCAACCAAUAGCCUAAAUCUGACGUCAUCUGGCCUAAACGGACUAGGCAACCACAAUAACAUGGCCAAUCAGAAUGCGAGCAUGGAGGCACUCUACUCGGGCAUGCAGCCGUACACAGGUUUGUACAGUUCAUUGAAUCAAGCAGCAUUUCCGAAUGCCUCACUGUCAGCACAGACAUCGGCUCAAAUGCAGCAACAAAAAAUAUUAGGCGAGUCACCGGCAGGGAAGCAAACAGAAGGGCCGGACGGAGCCAAUCUUUUUAUUUAUCACCUACCACAAGAAUUCAGCGACUAUGAUCUCAUGUCAACGUUUGUGCCAUUUGGCAAUGUAAUCUCAGCCAAGGUGUUUAUUGAUAAACAGACAAAGCUCAGCAAGUGUUUUGGUUUUGUUAGUUAUGAUAAUCCUUUAUCCGCCCAGACAGCCAUCCAAAGCAUGAACGGAUUUCAAAUAGGAACCAAGAGGUUAAAGGUGCAACUCAAACGACCCAAGAAUGAUAGUAAGCCGUACUAGGAUGGGAGUCUUUUGAAGUUUUUUAUUAAGAUAACAUGUGGUGUAAACCACGUCCGUGAUGUUCUCCUCGUUCCUAUAUACACCUGUCACUCGCAUCGUUUGUCCGUAAGUGUCGCCAUCGUGCAUCUAGAUUACCCAUCUCCGAGGAUGUCAAGGUGCAUCAAGUUUUGGAGUAGUUUCCAUGGAUUUACUUGGGCUUUAUGCAUAUUUUGAAUGUGCUGUUUGUUGCCUUGCAUUCAAGUGUUUCAUCGACUAUAGAGACCACUUGAGGUUAUGUGGUGGUAUGUGUAUGGUGUGUUUUGUCUAACACUUAAUUGUUACGCCAACUUUGAUGUAAAUGUUACUCCUGUUAUGUAAUCGCAGGGACAAUCACUUACAUAUGAUUGUUAUUCUCUUAGCCUUUUAAUGCCCCCUAGUGAUGGCAGUGUCAUUGUGUCACUUGGACAUUUGUAACAAAGCAUGUUGUAGCAUGUUAAAAAGGUGUUACCCAAAGGUUGUUUAUAUGGAGGUAUACAAACACCUAUUUGUUUAUCAUUUGUGCAUGAUUAAAACUUGUAAUAGUUUGUAGCUCAGCUUGUUGUUUCGAUGUAACCUAUGCUUUUUUCGUUUCUUUUGUGUUUGCUUUGUAUCGCAUUGAUUUUCGUUUUCUUCUUCUUGUAUUUUGUGCUGGCAUGUGGUCGUCAUUUCUGUGCAAACACAAGCAUAUAUAAAAACACAGUGCACGAGCUGGACAAUUGAGAUACUAUUUUGUGUAUACAUGUGUAACCCCCAUUCUAUGCAUCUAUAUAGGUUGUGCAAAGUCAUUUUAUGGACAAGUUAUGUUUCCUUGUUGUUUGUGUAAAUUUGAUGGUUUCAUGUGGUUUACAUUUUUGCAUGCAUUUUCUACCUAGAGCAUAAUAACAAUGUACUUUUUUCGUUCAUUUGGUGACACAACAUUAAAAUAGUAGUUCUAAAAAAAUGUAUUCCUAGCUUUGCUAAAAUGUAGUUAUCAGAGUCAUUGGGUCCUUUUUCUGUACUAUAUUUCCAACAAGAUUUUUUUCUACACUAUAUUUCUAUCAAGGCUUUAGGUUUAUUGCCUGUUAGCAAAUCGCGUUAAAUCUCUUGCAAUGGAUUGGAUAUAUUUGGAUAUGAUACCAUAAAAAUUUUUUUGCCAGAUAAGGGAAUUCCCAAAAUAUCAACUAGCUGUUUUUAUGCCUUCUGUAUUUUUGAGAUGUUGCCAAAGUACUUACUACUGAUAGAUUAAAAAGAUUGGCCAUCAUGCAGAUGUUACCUUAAAAUCCCAUUUAGUGUGAUCAAUUCAAACUGCCAAAAAUUAGCUGUCCAUGGAGUUAAAAAAACCCUUUGAACCAGUUAACAGCUUAAAAAGAAAGCCAUACCAAUCCCGGUUUUUGACAAUGGCCUACUGUAUCAAAUGGAUAUGGAAACAUUUCAAUACAUACAUGUAUGGUCAAAAAAUAUUUUAAAAAUGCUAGCUACAUGUGUAAACCGAAAGUAGAAACUGUACCAUUGGACUUUAGAAGUCCUGUAGGGUAUAAACUGGUUGGAACUGCAUGGUUUGAUUUUAUUGUUUUAUGCAUGAUCUCAGAACUUCUUCAUUAUUUCAUAACUAAGAUUCUUUUUGUCAAUUGUUUCUCAGAUCCUUCAAUAUAGCAAAUUCAAGUAUGAAACAAACAUACCAAGAUUAUUUCCCAAUGAUGGACAAUGCAUGUGUAAAUACUCCUAUUCUGACUAUUUCCCCUUGCCAUAAAAGGUAAAGUACGAUGAAAUUUAUAUAAGAGAGGGUAUGUGCGUACAAGUCUGGGAAACAAAUGAUAAAUUCUCCAUCAACGGUUUUAUACAUAUCAAUCGGAUGAAAGUCUAAAAGAUAACCUAAAGGAAUAUUUCCUAUUUUUUUAAUGAAAAGCUGCAUCAAUUUGGCUGCGAGAGGUAGUCCCAUUCGGCAAGUUCUAUCCCAUGAUGAGCAAAUUGUUACUGAAUAUUAUUGAGAAAAUCAGAAAAAACCUUUGCAUUGUAACUUCAUUCACACCUUCGUUAUCUUUUGACUUCAUCUUUCUAAAUACUAGUCUGGUUUUACAUGCCAGAAUCUGCAUUUAACCAGACAUUUUAUCUUUGAUAUAUACCAUUCCAAUUUGUAUCUAAUGCAAUCAAAAUCAACUUUUUUUUUCCUGAGUUUUUUGCAUGAUUGUGUUUUAGAUGUAUGUGCAUGUAGACUUAAUUUUAAAUUGAAAUAUAGUAAAAUAGAAAUUUUUGGAGAUGUCGAACUUAAAAAUGACUCUUCACGCAUAAACUCUAGCUGAUAUGAGAUCAAAAAAUCUUAAUUUUUGGGGAAAAGUAUAAUUUAUUAGGCUUAUUGUAAUUAUUGUACAAUCAUAUAUGAAGGCCUUUUGGAUUAUAUAUGGGACAAGAAGUGGAUCUCCAUAUUUGAGCUUGAUUAGAAUAGUCGCAAAGUGAGAAAAUUUGGCUGCUUCAGUUUGAUAUUCUGUGGUAAAUUUGAGAUAACAUUUCCAGACAGAAGUAGCUAUUUUGUAUCCUUAACCCUUUUGCUGUUGGGCAUCAUUAGAACCCCGGUGCAAAGCGUGAAAUGACCAGCCGCCAUGGUUCUAUCGUCUGCUGUGACGUCAUCCACCAGGCGGGAAACCGGCGGUCACACAUCAAGAAGGUUAAAUUUAGAAUUCAAAACGGGGCAUAGUUUCUGGUUGUCAAAAAUCCAAAUCUGACAUUGUACCCAAUUCCGACUUACUGUAGAUUUGUUCCAAGUGGGAUAUUGGACUGAAUGUAGAUAUCUGAUUGACGUCAGGAAUUCAAAUACAAUAUUAUUCAAGAAACUCCUACUUUUAAUAUAUUGUUAGUGAGAAAUUGAUUGAUUUUUGAAGAUGCAUUCUAACAUGUAUUUUCACUAACUAGAUUCAAAGCAUAACAAUAAAGACAUAGAUUAUACGGUAACAAUUGCCCUGAUGUAUACUAGUGGUUUCUGUGAAUGAAACAAAGCAUUGAAUAGGGACUUGGAUUACAUGUAUAAUCAGAGACUCUCAUUAUGAUUAUAAUGUGGAUUAUAGUUAUGUUGACAGUAACAGCAGUUUCUUUGAAGUGGGGAAACUCAAUUGUUGGCCUUCUAUAUGGAUCACAUGUUUUUACAAAGCAUAAAACCAUCCAUGGAUAGUGAUAAAAGUGAAAUCUCGGAAAAUCCUUCUUCUAAUAUGGCUAGAUUAAUAAAAGUCAACCAAAUAGUUGUAUUUUCACAUUGUUAGCAAAUGCUACACAUGAAGCUCUCCUGAAAUAUGUCAGCCAAAUGAUUAAUUUACACAUUAUACUGUAAACAGGGUAAUGUUCAUAACCGUUUUACCGUUUUGCAAUUUUCCCGAAUUAGGAAAUUUAAGCUCUCUCAUGUCUAAUGCAUCAAAGAAAACCUUUUGCAGCAAUUUAAACAUGGAAAUUAGUCCAAGCGAAGUGAACUUUUCUUUGGCUUCAUGAACAAUAUCUGGUUUACAGUAACUGUUAGUAAAUGAUACACAUAAAUUUCUGCUUACUCUCAUCGUUAAUUCUCUUUAGCUUGGUUAACAGAAAUGUCGCUUAACGUUUACUCUAUAAUGUUGUUAAAGCAGGCUGAAUAGAUCACUGUCUGUUCCCUUCACUGGACUAUAUACCUCUGUGUUUUAGGAUCUCUGUUCUUCACAAUUUCUUUUUCUUUUAUGAAUCUGUGUAGUUUGUCUAGUCACUCUUUGGUGCAUUUAUUCCCUUUUAUCCAUGACACUGUCGAUCUACUUCAUUGAAAACAUUAGCCCAAGAUCGAUCUCACUGAACUAUGCAUUUCUGAUUCUAUGAUCUAAAUAUUGUUCGUUUUGCUUAAGUUGUUUGUUCAAUUUGUGUGAAACUCAGUGACAGUAUUUCUUUGAAGACAGCCUCAUUUAUAGGACCAUGCAAAGCUAGUAUGAUUCCAAAUAGUCAGCCAUACAAUGAACUUCGAUAAACUUACUUGCCAGAAAGUGAGGAAAGUUUCAAAGAUCAAUCUUGGGCUAACUGAUUGGAUUUUCUGUCUUUUGCUUUGUACUGCCAUCAAUACUAUGUGAAUGUGUUUGGACAACUUUUACUUUGUGUUACCCAGCUCUUGCACUGUGGCCAGCUUCUUGUAAAGUAGUCUUCAACUUGUGUAUCAGUGUAGUCUUGGAGACACAAAAUGUAUUGUGUAUCAUUUAUAGAGGUUCAUGUGGAGGUUCAUAUCAGGGUCGUAUCAAAUUGGCUGUAAUUUCAUCUAUAUGUAAUGAAACCUUAUGUUCUGUCAAUGUCACUAGGUUAUACUCGUGAUCCAAGUUCAGUUGGUCUUUUGAUGCCUCUUAGAGUAUUACUCAGAGAUAAUUCCUUCCUUACAUGUUUUAAAAGGUCUAAAUGAUUUUGGGAGGGAUUCAUUGCAUUUGGAUUUCCCCAGGCACAGCAUCAGUUUUAAGCCGCCAAGCGUACUUAUCUUUCUCAACUGUGAUUUACUUAUUUUUUCUUAGAUUGCUACUACUCUGAGGUUACAAUGUAAUUCGUUCAAAUGAUAUUUGGAAUUUAAACUUAUUUUUUCAGUCUUUAUAAAAAACCCUGUCUGGUCUGACCGGCUCCCCAUGCCACACAUUCAUGUUGAACAAACAUGCAUAUUGUACAAAUACGGGUUGCUCUGAGUGUAUAUUUGGAAUGCAGAUCUAUGUUAUCAAUGUUGUCAAGCUCAUAAUAAGUUAACUGUUGGAAGCAAUGUUGGCCUUGUUGGCCAUGUUGACAUAUGUCUUAAAUUCAGUUUUAGAGCAAAAUUAGAUGAAAAGUAUGGUCAAGCACAAAUUAAUCAGGAAUAAAAUCUGAUAUUAUUCAACAGUCACCAAAGCAUAUCAUACAAAUGUACAUGAAAUAUUUUAUCGCUGGUGUUCUCAUAACAGAAUGAUUAUUUGUGAAGAGCUUGUGCAAAACUCAAAUGACCGAACUUACUUCAAUAAUCCGUGGAAGGCUUUGACAAAUUUAGGUCCAUUUGUGAGUUUGCACAUGUGACUGUGCAGUUUGUUUCAGUUUGAGAGGAAAAAUUAUGUAACUUGCAGCAUGGAAUGUAAAUGUCCAAUUUGGGUCAAUUUAUGAGUUUGUACAGCUCUAGCUGAACUUGUGACUGUGCAGUUUGUUUCAGUUUUAAAGAAAACAUUAACUGGCAGCAUGGAAUGUAAAUUUGUAGGUAAUAUUCUUCCACGACAGAGUUUGUGUAGAAAUCUUGUGUGGUUUUGGUCCGUUUGUGAGUUUACUUUCAUAAUCAAGAUCAUUCGUAACUUAGUGGAAAUAUCGUUUUUAAAUUUCAAAUGUUGGAACAUACUGUGAUGAGUGUGGUGCCAAUGCAGAAAUUACAUUGUUGGCUUGGUUUUGAUGUUCAAGAUAGCAAUAACUAGGGACCACCAUGUGUUUUGGUUGACAAGUCUUAAACUGUUUUGGUCCGGUUAGUGUUAAGAUGCUCAACACCAGCUACAGAUAAAAGCUGGCUUGAUGAUGAUUCUGUGAUACAAUACAAACCGGUAAGGUACAUGAUCAAUAGCCUGUUCAACAUUUUCUGAAAGUGGCAUGGGGAAAGAAAUUGAGAAAAAUACAUUCUGUCUGUUAAGCUGUUAAGAAUUCAUAUAUUUUAAGUUUUUCAAUAUCGUUUCUAAAGUGUCUUUGUGUGAAAAAUGCAUGUUUUAUAAAUUUCUGGAAUGAAAUGAAUCUACCUCCAAGAUGUCUCGUUUCUCAGUGUUUACCUCAGCAUGUUGUGUCCUCAUAUGUGUGAAAGCUUGCAUUAUAAAUCUGAUUACUUCUCGAGGAUCAUGCUUUCCUAAAGGUCAUUUUAAGUUUUUAAGUUGAUAUGAUAAUGACAAUGAUAACAAUCAAAUAAUUAUGUUACUGAGAAAAAUGUUGAAUUAAAUAAAAUCCAUGCAUUGAACACUACACUACAAUACAUUGAGGGAAAAGUAUCAAAGAUCUGAAAAAUCAUGGUCGUUGUGACUUGCUUGACGUGUUGAAAAAUGUUUUUCUUUCAUUGUUUGCCAGGUGCAGCAUUUUGCUCGCUACUGGGUAUGCCAUCCAAUGUCACACCGGAUGGAUUGCAUUGAACAAUGAAUACAAAUUCUGCAGAUACAUGUAUUCUGCAGUCACAUUUAUGAUUGAAAUAUUAAUUGUUUUUUGUGAUAUCAAAUUAAAAAUUGUCAGUUCAACUUCAAGUAACUUCACCUUAUGACAUUAGCAAUUUUUUGUAACUGGGCUGAGGCAAAAAUUCAACCGAUUUGUUCAAAGAUCUUUAUUGGAACCUCAAGUUCUCAAGAUUAUUUCUUCUCUUUUGAAUAAGAUACUAUUUCUGAUUAAGAAUGUUUCUCCUUUCUCUCUAUAAUGCUCAUUCAAAUCAAUUAUGUUUUGUGAUUCUAUUCCACUUGUUUUGGUUAUUUUAUUUCUUUACUAUCUAAAGUAUAUGAUGAUAUCACGAUGCUGUGUCUGGGGAUGGUUACAGAUCUCUUAAAGUUAAGAAUAACGGAGACUCAGACAGACUGUAGCAAGUCACUCGAUUAAAAAAAAGUGUACUUGAUCAAAUGUAAUGACUUACUUGAAAUUGGCCGGGUGUAGUCCAUCAUUCUUUCAUCAUACGAGCUGUAUAAUUUGCACAGUUUAGAUAUUCUGAAAGAAAAGUUUGUAAUGUCAGCGAAGAUGUCUCAAAAUUAUAGAGUGGGCUCGAGGAAUACUUUUGGUAAAUAUUAUGUUGAGAGCAAAUAGGACAAAAACUCUAUUAAUAAAGUGGUGAAUGUUUCAAUUUAAUAAAGCUGAAAAGCUAUGUUGACCGAGAGUCUUCCUCUCACAGAGACUGGAAGUCGAGCUGACAACUUCAGAAGGUGACGACACUUGUGUUUAUUUCGAACAUCGUUUAUUGCACUACACUAAUCUCACGCCCCAUGAACCAUUAAGGCUUUUGCUUCUCUUAUUUUUGGACAAUCAUGAUUAAUGUGUACAGGGGACUUUCGCAUCCAUUUCAACAAAAUCUGAGUUAACCCUUCUCCUGAUAGUUUGAUGAAUGUAAGCAAAGUUGGAGCAAAAUUACUCAAUUUCUACUGAGGAGUAAUUGAGUUCAUAUUUCACUGAGGAGUAAUUGAGUUCAUAUUUAGUGCACUUAGAAGUGUUAUUUCCAUUGAGAAGCAUCAAAGUGAGCUAAUAUUGAGUGCACUUUAGACAAUCUGAGUGACUAAAACGACGGCCUGAAUUGAUUGUUAUCCAACCAUAGCCAGAAAUGAUAUUACCCUGAUAUAGAUGUCCAUGUUUGAUUGAUUUUAUGCCUUAUGCAUUGUAGAUGUUUUGUCAAGAGUAAAUGUCUUUGGAGAAUGGUCACAAUUUUAGUACAAAAAAGUGCACUGGAGCUAGCUUUGGUAUCCGUGUUAUGUGAAAUCUGUGGGGGAAGAAUGACUUUAUUGUUUUCUUGUAUAUUAUUCAUCAAGAGUUGUGCGUCUUGAUGUCGUUUUCUUAAUGUUUUGUGGGCUGUGGUGACGGUGGUACUGGCACCUUAAUGUAUAGUCAACAAAGUUCUGUCUGUUUUUGUGGUUUGACAAUAAAGGGUGAUCGUCAUAUCAGUGUACUUGUAAUAACCAAUGCUUACUAAUAUGAAGGGUGCUUUAUCUAGGAUUGAAGCAUUAUUGGGAAUAUAAUAAUAAUUGUGGUUUUGUAAAGUUGUUUUAUCACAAUUUGUUCAUAAUCUUAAGCUGUGUAUACAUAAUCAAAAUUACAAAUCUUCUUGCCUCUAUUGUGAGGUAUAUAAAUAGAGAUGCAUUCUUUCGUGGAGAUCCACAAUUUGCCUCUCGUCAAUGGCAGAGACAUCAUAUGUAACAUCUCUUUGUUGAUUGAACAUUUCUACCUUAAUUAUUCUAUUCUGACAUUUAUCCAACAAGGAAAUAUUGUUGAAAUAUUUGAUUUAUGACUUGUUAUAGGAAUACUAGUGUAUGGAGGACAGUCUCCUAUUUUCAGACCAAUAUCAAUUUUAUACAUUUACAAUAGAUUUGUUCAUCUGGGUCUGAUGUCAAUUUAUUACUUAUUUAUAGUGUACUCUUACAUGACAAAAUCAAACAGUUCUCGGUUAAGCCAGACACUUGAAAAGGUCAUUUCAAAUAGAUUUGUGUCAUAUUAUUUUAAGGAAUAAAGUGAAUGCAAGAAGAUAAUUCUGUAAUUUAGAAGAUGGGUCUUUGUUAUUUUUUUAAAUCUCGUUUUAGUUCAAAUUACCUUCAUCAGACUUGUUUUUAAAAUUGGACAAAACUGUCAAGAUGCUUGUCUACCGAUUGCCCAAAAUAUUGGCUGUUGCCAGCUCUGAUUAAAAAUGCUGGUAGGAAUCUUAUUCGGUUAAGAUCUUAUUCUGUUAUGUUUACAUUUGAUGUAUACAACAAUCUUUACAAGGUUCUGGUUUAUAAAGAUCAGAAUCUUACAAAUUCCUGUGAGGAUUGUACAUGUAUGAGAAUGAAUACGAUUUUAGCUCGGAAUUUUAUCAGAAUUUGGAUUGUUUACCUAGAAAAAGGUUCAUUGCCUUACAGCAGCUAAUACAUCCUCUACCCAAUUGCCUGGAAAUUGCCUUAGUAAACUAGUAUUUCAUUUCAAUGUAAUGAAUUUUCUGGUGAAAGAGGGUAUUUUCAUUGUUCCAAAUGGCCACUGGCUGUGCACCUUUUUUUUAUUUAAAAGGAAAGUGUUUUUUUGUCGGUUAAUCUACGUUCAACAGGGCAGAGUGGGAUGUCUGCACACUCCGUCUAGACUAGAUAAAGUAUCAAUUUGACAAAAAUUCAACUUACAUUCUUUUUUACACAACCUUGGUGACCUUUUUCAAGUCUUUAGACUCUUCUGUAACAUGUCAUAUGACAAAUCUAUGUAAUUAUUGAUAUCAAUGGCACAGCAGACUUAACUUUGGAUGUUGCACAUAAGAGUGUGGAGAAAAUACUCUCCAAUCCAUCGUGUGAAUCGUAUCUAAUGGCCUAAUAAAAUCUUCGCUUUGUGUAUAUUUUAAAGCCAUUUUUUACAAUCACCCAUGAACACCUUUUGGAUAUAUCUCAUUUUUGAACAACACAUCAAGUCCUGAUGCACAACAUUGCUUCUGGCAGUAAGCAAACCGUAAAAGGUGCAGUGGAACCUCUCCUAGCAGACACCUCAUUUAGCAGGACAUUGAUUUUGGCAAAGAAUACCUGGUAGGUCAUUUCCAUUCAAGUUGGCCUCUCUAGUCAGGACACCUCUCUAUCAAGGACAGUGUUUGUCAGACCCAAAGGGUGUCCUUAACAGAGUUUUACAGGAAUUUCCACAACGCCAAUGAGAAACUCUUUUUUUUGAAAAUUGAGAAAGUUUAAUAAAAUCCUCUGAAUUUAAGUCCGUUUUGGCAACAUUUAUUGUUUGUCUUAUGUAUAAUGACAAUUUAUAGUUGGCCCUUCGUGCCUUAUCAAUGGAUGUAUUUAUUAUGUCAUAUUUAUUAUCAUUUGCAUCAAAAUAUUGUGGUUGACCAUGACACUGGUCUUGUCAGCAUGACUAUGGUUAUGGGUGAUGUGAAUAAAGGCCAGUAAAUUGCUUAUACUGAAAAAUCCAUCUAAGCAUCUGUGCAGCGGUGCUGCUCGGGCGUGCGUCCCCCUUGUUAGAGGUGUGUCUGCUUUAAAAUUUGACCUUAAAAUAUAAAUUUUGGGAAAUAGACGUUAGAAAUACUACACCUGGGGCCUCCAUCUUUCUCCGACUCCUGGAUCUGCCUCUGAGCUUACUCUCCACCAAGGCUUGCCGAUAAGCACACUAUCACAUUUCAAAGAAUGUUCACCGAAUCGGGGACCCUUCGCUUGUAUUAGAUACAAUGUUUGGGUCAUACAUGUAAAACACUCUGGCACAUUUUGUCGACAUGUUCAUAGGCACUUUGAAGCAAUGGAUAGGGAAAAUUGCAUUCACCGCUUUCCCAAUCAUACUUUUACCGGGACGAAAACAGCCGAGUAGGCACAAACUGAUCGCCUUGUUGGCUCACCGUAGGGGAGUCUAUACAAUACCGUUGCGUCCGUCGUCGUCUGUAUCCUGUUUCAAAAACAGUGGCACGUUUCUUAACCGCUCGGACAAUGAACUUAAAACUUUGUAUACAUAACCCCCGAGGUCAGGUGACCACUGACACUGAAUUUCAGUCUUAUUUUUGACUUGCCCACCAGGUAGCCAGAAGUGGAAACCUAAAAAGUGUGAUAUCUCUCUUAUGAGUGUCUCGUUUUCGAUACAUUUUUUAUGGUAGGUUGUCCUAGCACGGAUACAUCACAUAAAAAACGGGUUUUUGAUUCGACCUAAGACCUUUGACCUUAAAUUAGCCGUAAAUUGGCCGUUUGAGUGGGGAGCAUACCUAUGUUCCCCGGUACCUAUGUUCCCCGGUACCUAUGUUCCCCGGUACCUGUGUUCCCCGAAGAGGAACCUAUGUUCCCCGAUGAGGUACCUAUGUUCCCCGGUACCUAUAUUCCCCAGGUAGGGCCUGCCAAUGUUCCCAGUAGGCCUACCUAUGUCCGCAAAGAAAAGUGUGUGUUUUUGUGAUACGGUUUGUUUCCACAAAUUCUUGGAAAGACCUCACAGAAUGAAGUCACUGAAUUCCAGGAAAUUGCAAUUCCCAGAAAUCCCCCAAAAAGCAGAGUUUCACUAUUUUUUGUUUGUAUUAAAAGACAUUUUUACUCAGCAUAGAUUCAUUGUUUCGUUACUUAAAGGCCAAGGUGCACGCGCCUUUGCUUUAAAUUGAUACAUACACUGUAUCAUAAAAACUAUAUGGGGGAAGAUAGGUACCGCGGAAGAUAGGUACCUCUUCGGGGAAGAUAGGUACCUCUUUGGGGAAUAUAGGUACUGGGAACAUAGGUACCGGGGAACAUAGGGAUGACCCCGUUUGAGUGUAACUAAUGCACGUUUCUUAACCGCUAAAGCUAUGAACUUGAAAUGUGGUACACAUGACUCCCUACGUCAUAUAACCGCUGACACCAAAAAAAGUGCAAUAUCUCGCCUUUUGGUGACUUGUUUUUGACGAUAUUUUUAUGGUAGGUUCUCCUAGCAAGGAUACAUCACACAUCGUACGGGUUUUUGAUCGGACUUAUUUUUUCAAGGUCACAGAGGUCAAAUGGUGUAAAUUGGCCGUUUGAGUGUAACUGUGGCACGUUUCUAACCGCUAAAGCUAUGAACUUGAAAUUUGGUACACAUGACUCCCUAUCACAUGGCUCCGCAUCACUAAUUGACCAAUCAGCGUCGAUCACAUAGGAAAGUAGUACUUUAAGAAAUCAAUGCGUGGUCUCACUAUCGAGUAGGGGUGCUAUCUGUGCAAUCAGAAUGUAGAUGUUUCUGGCGAACAUUCUGAUGAACUUUGAGCCUCAUAUGUUCACCGGCGUAGAUUUGGGGAUCCAAUUUACCCGCUGAGCCAUGAAACGCGGUAGAUGUGGUCAGACCCCCCAAACCCAGAAAUUAUCAUGGUCAUGACCUGGCAAAAAUUCUAUGGAUUUAUGCCCUUGGUGAGGUCUUUCUGUCCUGCAAAUAUUAGGUUUGAGUGAGAUAUUUGGAAAAAGUCAUGGCAGUUGAUGUCUAAAGGAAAAUGGCUUAAAAUCUAUUAGUGGUGUGUCGCCACACGUAACCUCUGACACCGAAUUUUGAUCCGAUCUGAUACUCGACUUGGCCACCAGGAGGCCAAAACUAAAAAAACGGUAAAACGUGCAAUAUCUCGCUUAGUGACUUAUUUUCGAUGAUUUUACUAGUAGGUACAAAGAUACAUCACAUGUCAUACCGUCUUUGAUUUGACCUAUAUACUCUACAUGGAGCAUGUUUCACAAACAGGAUGAAUUUCUAACCACCAAAUAUCUAUACGGUGAGCACAAUGGCCCCUGGCCGUUUCAUUGCUAAUGUAACAUACACGGACCGUAUGAUAUAUAUCGUAGCUUUUGGUGACACGGUCAAACCGAUGUUUUGCGGCGGGAAAAUGACUAAACCAGCAAUGGCGUCAUUGGUUAACGCCCAGUCAAAUCUUCUGUCGUAUGAAAUGACGCCCUAAAAUCAAAAUAUACGUCUUACCCUUCUCCAAGCUACAUGUAGUUGCAGAUAAAGUUACCUCAUGCACAUUAUUUAAUCAGUCAACUGCAAUAAAUUUUUAUCACACCUUUACACAUUGCAUUUGCUUUCAUUUGGUCAUAGUUUUUGCUGACAAGUGUAGUUGACUCGGCAUCCCGUUCGGGACUCACAUUAGUGUCACAUCAGGGGUAUGCCGUGCAGUGAGUUGUAACUGAGCGAGUCUGUUUUCCGCUUGUAUGAACUUGUGUUGUUUUCUUCUUCUUAUCCUGUAUAUUGGUGGGAGAAUACAGUCCCAGUUUUAGUUGUAGUGUUAUCAUUCUAGACACUGUUCAGUUUGUAGUGUGAAUAUCGUUUCCCAAGGUUGCUGUAAUAACUAGAGUUGAAGUGCAUUUAAUAAACGGAGUUUAUGAUAAGA
This is a messenger RNA of Lineus longissimus, 14666 nucleotides long. RefSeq names its product CUGBP Elav-like family member 1. Gene Ontology annotation, molecular function: mRNA 3'-UTR binding. The coding region runs from base 233 to 2221 and encodes 662 amino acids. The transcript has 21 exons. The record is from RefSeq and is a predicted model, not a curated record. Gene Ontology annotation, cellular component: ribonucleoprotein complex; nucleus; cytoplasm. Gene Ontology annotation, biological process: mRNA splice site recognition; regulation of alternative mRNA splicing, via spliceosome. NCBI's taxonomy places the organism in Eukaryota, Metazoa, Nemertea, Pilidiophora, Heteronemertea, Lineidae.